AUGGACAGUCCUCACGGGACAUCUCUCCUAGAAUACGCCAGGUUCCACGGAAUUGCCAUUGAUCAUCAGGCAGUUGAUCCCAUCGAUCUUGCUACUCCAUUACCUGAAGUCGAAGGCGUUAAUCAUGACUUCUCAGAUCCCCAAGACGCACCAAUUCUGGACUUCUCUGCCUCACUGAAUUCAAUUGAGAAUAAACUGCGAAAAGAGAAGCUUGAAGUGGGAAAAAAUGCCGCGAUUUUUCUAUCGUCUGUUCUGGCAGAGAUCGCGUCUGGUGGUGGUGGUAUCACCGACGCUGAAUGGGACGCGUCUCUUUCAAAGUAUCGCCGUGUCAACGAUCUGAAGCUUGAAUCUCCUCUCUUAACAGCAGAAUGCGUAAAUGAAAUAGCUAAUUUCGGCAAACGGCCUUCUCUCGAUACAAUCUUGUCAGAUCCCCUCCCCCUUGAGAAAGAGCAGACUGAGAAUGAUGAGGGACUUUCUUUUCCUGAUUACUUCUUGGAACUACCGGACGAAAUCUGGGCUGAAGUGAAGUCUGAGAAGCUGGACUGCUCCAAGGACACCCUCCGAUUGCUGCAUGAAGUGCGAUUGCUUGAUGAGAAGACUUUCGCUAGGGAGACAAUAGAAUUGUUCAACAGGGCAGUGGAUUUGAGCGAGAAUCGCCCUCCAAGACCAAUAUCUCCCCUUUAUCUCGAACCAGAAACCCAGUUUACGACGUCUGUUCGUUCCUCACCGGCUGCUUCUCUUUCACAGACGUCGAACAUCGAGUUUCCUUGUACAGAUCUAGACAAAACUGAGGCAGAAGGACGAUCAACAGGGACAAUUGAGUCUUCAGGAUCCAUAUCUAAUUUUGAUAGACACAAUUGCACAAGGAAUAGUGACCCUUCUCUGGAGAAAUUGGAUGAAUUUUCCAGCGUCCCUUCUGCCAACGGGAGAUCACAAUCAGGGUGUCAGGAUGAGCAAAGGAAAACUUCACGCACGAAUACCCCGUCUUUCUCGUCCGAAACUGCAUGGGAAAACAAUAAUAAUACACGGGCCUCGGGAGACUCAGAGAAGCAUGCAGAGAUUGACGUCAACACUUCCCCAGAGACAGUUCCGUCAACUACUGCUGCGCUGCAAGUUGAUAACACUCCUUCUGAACUUGUAUCAGUUGCAAUGCAAGCUGUGGAAACUAUCUCAAAAAGAAGGUCCUUAAGUCUUGUUGGGCAGGAAACCAGCGAAGGCGUACCGUCUCUAUCACCAGAAUUCAAUAUAUCCACAUCAACAAAGGAGGGUUAUCCUAGUGUUAGCCCGUAUUUUGUACGCGAUAUGCAGUACCACAAUUCAACCGGUACAAUUUGUCUUUCGGGGACAGACACGAACCACGACCCAUCUUUGGAGUCUCUCCAAUCGGGCAUGAAAGCUGUCAACACGAACGAAGCUAGCCAGAAUAACGAUUGCGUGGAAUCACUUGCGAAUGAUCUCAUGACAGCUCCUACGAUUGGCAAUUCUCCGUUGCCAUUAACGGAGCAGGAAUUACAUGGACGACAGUCGGACGACAUGGAAUCCCUCGAUCCGGGCAGGUCUGUUGAAGAGCCAAGCCCUAAGAGACUAGGUCUAGUCCAUAGAAACUCUGUCGUCAACCCCCUGGAAGAAGAUAGAGAAACUCAUCAAGGAAGCCAAAAGAAAGACGCCAACAAAGAAAUAACUGUCAGAGAAUCCGGAGAAGGGUCGGAUUCCCAGCAGAUCAGAGGUAGAUUCUGUAACAUGGGGAAGUCCAACUUCAUGUUUUCAUCAGCAAUGUCGACUCUGGGCACUCUGUCCACAUUCAUGGAGACCAGAGGAAGAGAAACGAAGAGAAGGAAAAUUGAAAGCAGCCCCUACUUUGACAAACCGCCGUCUGAUAGUGUGGCGACAGAGAGUUCUACCAUCCAAGGACAGGUUCAUGAAACUCACGAUAAUGAAAAGAUACCAACAGAUCCUGAUCCUGAUCCUGAUUAUAAUUACUUGACACCUCUGGUACCCCAAAAUGAGCAUCAAUUCAAGACACCUCUGCUGCUCAUUGUAUCUGCUGUGCUCUUACAGUCCGAUCGCCAUCUUGUGCGGAGGCUUGAAAAUUUAUCGCCAGCUCCGAAACUCAUAUUUAGAGAUUAUACGAGCUUUUCGAAUCGUGGUGUCAGAUCAAAAGAAAUAAUAACUGAAGAAGAGGAACACGAAGCGGAUAUCAUCGUCUCACCGCAAACUGGAAUCAUAUUGACCACGUCCCAAGAAACAACGCAGGUAUACCUUCCGGGUCACAAGAAGAAAGCUUCGUCCUCCUCAAAAGCAGAUAACUCGACUAGUUUCGACUCCCCUCUUCGAGAGCGAAUUGCCCGUGUUGCCAUGCGAUACGAACUGAUCUACGUCCUCAUUCGUUUGCCUGUACUGGAGACCAGGAAAGGUCCUGCCACGGGCGUUGACAGGACAAGUCCAGAUUCAAAGUCACAGUCACGGCCAGAGCCUAUUGCAACCGAUCCUAAAACCCUCUCUUCAAUCCGAUCUUUGACAGCCUUUUGCGCCUUGCUUGGCCAGUUUUCAACCGUGAUUCCGCUCUUGGUGCCAGCGUCUGAGGCAGAGCUCGUGGAUUGGAUCUGCUCUAUCGCGCAGAAACACACGCUCAGCACUGCAGGGGUAUUUCCUCCAGCAGAAGAGUCUUCUUCGGGAGUGAUCUCAUCAAUCAGCAGCGACCAUUCCAAGGAAGAAUCCCUCCCAUCAUCCUUCUCCCGCUUCUCCUACCUCGACGAAGAAACCCAAUGGGAGCUCUUCCUCCGUCGAGCCGGGUUCAAUCCGUUCGCUGCGCAGACGGUGCUGGGGAUAGUGAAGACAAUUUACCAGAGGGAUAAUAAACAAGACACAGGGCCCACUGACUCCAGCAUAUUCCCAGAUAUUCCAACCACCACCAACGCUUCCACCGUUAGAGAGUCGAUGCCCGGUCAAGCUCCAGCUGGACUAUCACUAUUCAUCGAACUCUACCCCUCAGAGCGAGAACAUCUGUUCGGAAAGAUUGUUGGAGAAAGAGUCCUGCGCCGUGUGGAAAGGUGUAUUGUUCAAGACUGGCAAUUGGACUGGGCGCUGGAUCUGGAUGUAGAUAUUGAUAUGGACAUGGAUAUGGAUCUGAAUAGCUAG
This is a messenger RNA of Rasamsonia emersonii CBS 393.64, 3138 nucleotides long. RefSeq lists its product as uncharacterized. Bases 1 to 3138 code for a protein of 1045 amino acids. NCBI's taxonomy places the organism in Eukaryota, Fungi, Ascomycota, Eurotiomycetes, Eurotiales, Trichocomaceae. The transcript has 2 exons. The record is from RefSeq and is a predicted model, not a curated record.